GAAAGAAGACUAAAAUAUUAUUUGACUAUGUCAACAUCAGAUUUUUCGGACAGUGACAUGGAUAUUGAUCCCAUUGAUGAAGUGUUUUCCGAAGCAGCUGAACAUUUGCAAAAGAUUCAUCACUCUAUCGACUCUACCGAUCUUUUAGAAAUUUAUGGUUUAUAUAAGCAGGCAACUUGUGGGCGCUGCAAUACUCAGAAACCUAGUGUAUUUAAUAUGCAAAGUCGCAGCAAAUGGUGUGCAUGGAAUGAUUUGGGAGAAAUGCCUAGCGAAGAAGCAAAGCGUUUAUAUAUUGAAAAGGUUCAAAAAUUAGACGCGACUUGGCAGCCAAAGCAAAAACUUGGCGAUAAACAGAAAUCUUCACCUGGCUGGGUAGUACAUUCUAUUCCUCAGCGGCUGGAGGAAGCAGAUCAAAAAGAACAUGAAAAAAAUGCUUUCGAUUAUAUUAAAGAAGGCAAUCUUAUACAACUUCAAAAAGCACUCUCUUCUGAAAUUAUGGAAAUACUUGACGAAAACGGAAUGGGACUGAUACAUUGGGCAGCUGACCGUAAUGCAGUAGAUAUAUUAAAACAUCUUAUUGAAAACGGACUAGAUGUUAAUUUUCGUGAUUCAGAGCAGCAGACGGCCUUACAUUAUGCAGCUAGUUGUGGUCAUAUCGAAUGUAUUCGAAUUUUACUCGAUGCUAAUGCUGAUCCUUCUAUCAAAGAUGCUGACGGACAAUCGUGCCUUGAUGUGGCCGAUAAUUCAGAUAUCUGUGAAUUGCUAAAAUCUUGAUUAAAAUUCAAGUUUUUGCUUACCUACAAUUUUCACAAAUAAAGCUAAAACUAGUUUUCUUUUGUACAAAACUUAAAUGUCGGGAUUAAUUAUAUCAAAUAAAAUUUCUUAAAUUAUAGAAGUUUCAAU
This is a messenger RNA of Rhagoletis pomonella (apple maggot), 903 nucleotides long. It is a transcript of the gene anox, whose product is annotated as acyl-CoA-binding domain-containing protein 6. The transcript has a single exon. Gene Ontology annotation, molecular function: protein binding; fatty-acyl-CoA binding. Bases 28 to 774 code for a protein of 248 amino acids. The record is from RefSeq and is a predicted model, not a curated record. Lineage: Eukaryota; Metazoa; Arthropoda; Insecta; Diptera; Tephritidae.